Molecule: messenger RNA, 4726 nt
Organism: Leucoraja erinaceus (little skate)
Lineage: Eukaryota; Metazoa; Chordata; Chondrichthyes; Rajiformes; Rajidae
Product: polypyrimidine tract-binding protein 1-like
Exons: 15
Coding region: 122-1813 (563 amino acids)
Biological process (GO): regulation of cell differentiation; regulation of RNA splicing; mRNA processing
Cellular component (GO): nucleus
Molecular function (GO): mRNA binding
Source: RefSeq, a predicted model, not a curated record
CCCGGCGGCCUAUGGGAGGCGGCGGCGCCCGUGAUUGACGCGGCGCCAUUUUCUGGGGGUAUAUGUUGGGAGGUCGGCUGGUGGAAGCCGCGGUUUUUCUUCCUGCGUUCUCUGCUCUGCAAUGGACGGCAUUGUCCAAGAUAUAACAGUUGGUACAAAGCGGGGGUCUGACGAGCUUUUAUCUGCUUGUGCUACUAACGGUCCCUACAUCAUGAGCAGCUCUUCUCCCCCUGGUGAAUACACCAAUGGCAACGACAGCAAGAAGUUCAAAGGAGAGAAUAGAAUUUCGGGGAUAAUGCCUUCCAGAGUCAUCCACAUCCGCAAACUUCCCAACGACAUAACUGAAGCAGAGGUCAUCUCCCUGGGCCUGCCUUUUGGAAAAGUUACAAAUCUUCUCAUGUUAAAAGGCAAAAAUCAGGCUUUCAUUGAAAUGAAUACUGAAGAAGCUGCCAACACAAUGGUUAGCUACUAUGGCACUGUCACUCCAUACCUGAGGAGUCACCCUAUCUACAUCCAGUACUCUAACCACAAGGAAUUGAAAACUGACAAUUCUCCCAAUCAGGCUAGAGCACAAGCAGCUCUUCAGGCAGUAAAUGCAGUGCAGAAUGCAAACAUGGCCAUUGCUGGAACAGGUGUCCCAGAUACUGCAGUCAAUCUUGCUGGCCAGAGCCCUGUUCUUCGAAUCAUUGUGGAAAAUCUCUUCUAUCCAGUUACUCUUGAUGUUUUGCACCAGAUUUUUUCCAAGUUUGGCACGGUGUUGAAGAUCAUUACUUUCACAAAGAAUAACCAAUUCCAGGCCUUGCUCCAAUAUGCUGAUGGCUCCUGUGCACAACAUGCUAAACUGGCCUUGGAUGGACAGAACAUCUAUAAUGCCUGCUGCACUCUGCGCAUUGACUUCUCUAAGCUGACUAGCCUUAAUGUUAAGUACAAUAAUGACAAAAGCAGAGACUACACGCGUCCUGACUUGCCAUCUGGUGACAGCCAGCCAACCUUAGACCAAACCAUGGCCGCUUUUGGUAAGGAAGUCUCCCUACUAGGUGCACCAGGUAUCAUCUCCUCGCCUUAUGGAGGUGGAACUGGUUUUCCUCCUGGUAUUGCCUUCCAGCAAGCCGGUUUCUCUGUCCCAGGGGUCCAUGGAGCCCUGGCUCCACUUGGCAUGCAGUCAGCAGCUGCAGCAGCAGCAGCAAGUCGCAUGGGGAUUCCAGGCUUCGCCUCUGCAGCCAAUGCUGUCCUGCUGGUCAGCAACCUGAAUCCUGAGAGAGUUACGCCCCAAUGCCUCUUUAUUCUUUUCGGAGUGUAUGGUGAUGUGCAACGUGUGAAGAUACUCUUCAACAAGAAAGAAAAUGCCUUGGUUCAAAUGUUUGACUGUACUCAAGCACAACUGGCUAUGAGCCAUUUAAAUGGUCAGAGGCUUCACGGGAAGGCGAUGCGUGUGACCAUGUCCAAGCACCAGACAGUACAGCUUCCCCGUGAGGGCCAGGAGGACCAGGGAUUGACCAAGGACUACAGCAGCUCACCACUGCAUCGUUUUAAGAAACCUGGAUCAAAGAAUUUCCAAAACAUCUUUCCUCCUUCUGCCACCCUUCAUCUCUCCAAUAUUCCACCUUCAGUUACUGAAGAGGAUCUCAAGAUGCUCUUCUCCACAACGACAGGCAUGGUCAAGGCAUUCAAGUUCUUCCAGAAGGAUCGCAAGAUGGCUCUCAUCCAGAUGAGUUCAGUGGAAGAUGCAAUCCAAGCUCUUAUUGAUCUUCAUAAUCAUGAUCUUGGGGAAAACCACCACCUCAGAGUCUCCUUCUCCAAGUCCACUAUUUGAAGUUCUGAACAUGGACUUCCAGCUAUCUCCUGGAGUCCCGUUUGGCCUAUGGCACAAUGAUUCUCUUAUUUCAGAGAUACCACUAGACCUCAAAACAGCUGCAGCUGAAAAUGACCCAAAAGUGACCACAAUUCUUUAUUUUCGAGAAUAUUUUGCAUGUUUACUGCAAUGACAUCCUGUUUUUUCGGUAGCAGUGCUGCCAACCCCAGUUAGAUUUCAUUGAUUGGCUUGUGCUAAUGUUGCUGUUUGGCAUUUGAAAUUCUUCCAAAAGUUUACAAAAUCCAAAUAUUUUUCUUGGAUUACCCACCGCUGAACCUAACUUCAGGUUGUAUACUAAACCUUUUUGAAUUUUGUAAUCACCCUCAACCCAUUACCCUUGGGUAUCCAUACCACUAUAAUACAGAAGUGUGGAUAAUUUAAGCAUAUUUUCAUUUAAAUAAUUAUUCUGUGCCUUAAUGUCUUAAUGAAACAAGGGCCAUUUUAAAAUUGUACAUCUGUUUCUGGUUAUGUGCUUUAAAGUUAAAGCAAUUUUUGCUGCCUGUUUACUCAAAUGUUGCCACUGCCCUAAGGACAGGGGUGGGUGGGAAGAAGCUGUAGGUUUGAACUGUAUUAGCCUUAAAUUAACCAUUGAAUCCAAAGUUACUAGUUUGCAGUCCUAUCCAUCCAACCUCUGGUAUGUUGAGUAUGUUUAACAGAUUGAAGCAGUGUAGAUGUGAGAGUUGCUACAGACUAUGAGCUGCAUUUCUCAAUUUGCAGGUUGAUUUUUUUGGUUCAGACAUGGCAAGUACAACUGACAUGUUGUGGCCUUUUCAGAAAAUAAUUAUCUUAUGUGUUCUGUUGCAUGUCACUGAAUGAAACCCUAGAGUAAAGGCACAGGGCAAGUAAUUGGAUGGAUAUUAAUGUAAUCGGGUAAGGGUAGCUUUUUUUUGCUCAUUCCAUAUGCAUUUCCAAGCCUAUGUUAAGGGUGCGAGUUGUAGCCUUCACACUUGAUUGUGUCAGUAGUCUUAGUUAAUGGUGACCAUCCAGGAGGAAAUUGUAUUACUCUGCCUUUGCAAAAAGAAAAAGGUCCGUCUGGUAACCAGGAACAGUCCCAAUUUUGAAUGGCCUAAGCUUGUUGCCUUCUAUAUUCAAUAUCUAUCUGUAUUUUAUAGCUGGGGUGUGUUUUAUUAUCUUAAUCCAUAGAAUGUGUAUUUUCUACCUUGUAUCUUAGAUUUUUUUUUUUUUAUAUCAUUUUUGAGCUGAAAUUUCUGCUCUUUACACCUGCAUUGUGAGUAGACCUGGUGUGGUGUCAGUUGUCUGCAGUGUGCUCUGACACCUGCUGAUUAAUUUGUGAAAUCAGCCGAAUAGCUGACAUGGUGUGCAGUUUGUUUUUGCUGUAUUUGGUAAAUUGCUUUCAUUUUAUUUUUGCUCUACAUUAGUUCUAUCAAUUUGUCUUUUUACCACUCAAUAUUUCAUUCCAUUUUUAUCCUGCAUUGUUCCCUUAUGCAUGAGUACAGCAUUGUCAAAGAGGUUCCUAUUACUAAGUGCUCACUACAGUACUUGAGUCUUCAGCUGGUGCACAAGGUGGCUGUUGGCCUCGCAUGCAUUGGUUUUGGCUCUGUGCUGUUGUUCAUUUGGUAAAUAUUUUUGAGUACAAUCAAACAUUUGUUACCCGAAAUUUCCUUCAGGUUACUAACAAAGUAAAGCAAGUGGGAAGGGGAGGUGGGUUUUUUUCUUCUGAAUGGUAGAAGGCUGAAUGGUGAUGUGGGGUAGCUAGGAGGAUGUUCCAUUUGCUCAUCUAAAAACAGACCAAUGGUUUCCCAGUGAGUUAUCAACAUGUCUGCAAGACCUUUACUUCUCUUGAUAUUCUUUUUACAAGACUGGCUUGUAUGAUCUGGAAAUUGCAUGCCUGUCAGGUUGGAUGUAUGAGCCUAGUUAUACAGUGCUAUCACACUGAAGUGCUACAACACUUUGCUGCGAUUUUUAUUUUUGGAUAGUUAAGGACUUUGCUUGAUGGGGGGGGGGGAGGAGAUUGGUGGGAGUGGUUUUGUGGCAUUUACAAGCCCUUUUGGCAUGUACAGAGUCCUAUCGCUUUAAUUGAAAUGGUCAUAAUCUUAAGCUGUCCACGACUGAAAACGGGUUUCUUAGCACUUGGAUUCAAAUGACCUGUGAACCAGUGAUGGUUUUCCUGUUGUCAAAAUGUAACCAUCUGCUUUUCCUUGUAAUUAGUGAAGAGAAAAACUUCAAAUCCACUUCCCAAACAUUCCAUAAUACGGGCAAAAUGCUGGAGUCAUAACAUGAACAUUUGUGCUUUGGACUAAUUCUUUGUAUGAGUGUUCAUUAAUGACCACAUUCAUCUUGUGCCUAAACUGUUUAUGAGCAAUAGCUUAUUUUAAAGAAAUAUUGUUCAGUGACGCAUGUCAACUCCUUAAUGGAUUUUUAGCGUUUUGUUUUCAGGGUUUCAUGGACCAAAGUUGUUGUGCCUUCUGAAGUCUUAGUUCUUCACAUUUUACAAUUCCUCCUCUAGCCCUCAAAUAUGAUUGUAAUAUUGCAUUGUGCACCUAGAAUGGUGGCUGUAUGUUUAGUGGAUUCAACCUUUGUUCCUGUUUAUAUGCUGUUUACUGAACGUAUUCAGCUUUCAGAGACAAAAAUACACCACCAUUAUUUUUGUCCUUGGUUUCUUCAAAGAAAUAUUCCCUCUUUCCAGCUGUAAAGAAUGUUUGAAAAAGGUGUAAAUAUUCAUAACUUUUUUUACCGAGAGAGGCUAUGGGGAACAAAACCGGUUUUUAUAUGGAAGCAUUGUCUUGUAUAUUUUGAUUAAAAAAAAACAGCUGUCAGGUUUCAUAUGUAAAAGGGUUUUUCAGAAAACAAUUCCUCUUCUAUUGAGAAGAAAUGUUUGUAAUGCAAAGAAGAUUAAAAUAAUUUUCUAAUGAA